AUGGCAAUCUUGUUCUCUAAGUUGCUAAAAAAGACCGACGUAGAGAAGAGAUUGUUGGUUCCUGCAAAGAGCUUAAAAUCUCUGUCAAUAUCCAUGGGUGUGAAUCAUCGUGGGAUGGAUCUACAAGUCAUCGAUGCAAAUGGCAAGCUUUGGAGCUUUCGUUGUUUGGUUCGCAAGAAAAAUUACUUGAAGCCAGUUCUCUCUAGGAAUUGGGUUGCUUUUGUUCGAGCAAACAACCUUCAAGUUGGAGACAGAGUCACUUUUCAUCAGGAACUUCGUCAGUGUAGAAUCCAAGUGGAGAAACCAAUGAAGAUUUUCGGCGUAGUCUUUGGGGCGGAGCCAGACAAGACACUGUUGCUUGGUUCGGAAGAUUGGAAGCAGCAGUAG
Messenger RNA from Tripterygium wilfordii, 387 nucleotides. Its product is annotated as AP2/ERF and B3 domain-containing transcription repressor TEM1-like. NCBI's taxonomy places the organism in Eukaryota, Viridiplantae, Streptophyta, Magnoliopsida, Celastrales, Celastraceae. The transcript is spliced from 2 exons. Gene Ontology annotation, molecular function: DNA binding; DNA-binding transcription factor activity. The coding region runs from base 1 to 387 and encodes 128 amino acids. The record is from RefSeq and is a predicted model, not a curated record.